AUGGUUCAAGGAAACGGAAGGAACGAUGGCGGAAGCUCCAGCCGUGAAUAUGGCAUGAACUUUGAGGUUGCGCCUCCUACAACAGUUCCCCUUGGCGUACCAGUGACGCUACCAGUAAUUGUGGGGGUCCGACCUGUGGGUAACCCACGAGGAGUGCAACAAUUGGUUGCGCAUGCCUCGCUGAGGAAUGAAGCAGGCACCGCUCCAGCUUCAGGACUCACAGGCGUACUUACAUCUAGCGUGCGCAGUCGCAAUGGCAACGGCACCAGCGGAUACGCUCGAUUUGGGCCUCUCAAAUUCACACAGCCUGGUCGCUAUCGGAUGCGGGUUAUGCUAGGAGCGGCCUCUUUCAACGGCGUCACCACGAAAGAAUAUGUUGAAUCGGGUAUUAUUCAAGUACAGGCAGGCGCUGCUACACCACGUCCGAGUAAGUCCCAUCGUUACUGUAGUAUCUCACAGCUAACCCAUUUCCAGCACCCACUCAGGUCUCAAAGCUACAGACCCUAA
Aspergillus luchuensis is the source of this 507-nucleotide messenger RNA. RefSeq lists its product as uncharacterized. The transcript has a single exon. The record is from RefSeq and is a predicted model, not a curated record. NCBI's taxonomy places the organism in Eukaryota, Fungi, Ascomycota, Eurotiomycetes, Eurotiales, Aspergillaceae. Bases 1 to 507 code for a protein of 168 amino acids.